Messenger RNA from Amborella trichopoda, 1000 nucleotides. Its product is annotated as putative ribosome biogenesis protein RLP24. The record is from RefSeq and is a predicted model, not a curated record. Gene Ontology annotation, molecular function: structural constituent of ribosome. Lineage: Eukaryota; Viridiplantae; Streptophyta; Magnoliopsida; Amborellales; Amborellaceae. Gene Ontology annotation, biological process: ribosomal large subunit biogenesis. Gene Ontology annotation, cellular component: nucleolus.
AACAAAUCCCUCGAUUCCCCGGGUGCCCUAUUGGCAAAAUCAAUACCCUAGGGUUCUUGUAUAAUUUGACUCACUCCUGAAAAUGGAAGCCCUCUGCUUUCUCAUUUGGCGUAAACUCUAGCUCUCCAUAAAUCUGCCACUGCGGCUCUUCUUCGGUUAUCCAUUCAAACCAGGUUUCUUGUGGCGGUUAAAGGGUAUACCUUGACUUGGAUAUCCAAUGAGGCUAGAGAAGUGUUGGUUCUGUUCCAGUACGAUUUAUCCCGGUCAUGGGAUUCAGUUUGUUCGCAAUGACUGCACGGUUUUCAAGUUUUGCAGAUCCAAAUGCCACAAGAACUUCAAGAUGAAAAGGAAUCCUCGUAAAGUGAGAUGGACGAAGAAAUAUAGAGAACUGCAUAACAAGGAUCUUGCAAGGGAUACUGUCUUUGAAUUUGAAAGAAAGCGGCAGAGACCAGAGAGAUAUGACAGAAAUCUUGUGGAGAACACUCUGAAAGCUAUGAAGAAGAUUGAUGAUAUUAGAGUAAGCAGGAGAGAGAGAUUCUGGCUAAACAGAAUGAAAGUAAAGAAAAUAAAGGAGAGAAAGGAAGACCUAAAGGAGCUGGAGCAGGGAAUAGACUUGGUGAAGGCCCCUCUUGCGUUCCAAGAGGAUUCUACCUUAACUAUUCCAAACGCCAAGAAGAUGAAAGUGGUGAUCACCAAACCAGACGAAGAGAGCCAUCAAAUGGAAGAGUGAGAAGAUAUUCUUCCCUUUCAGAAAUGACACAUGUUCUCUCGUUAUACUUUGCUUGUUUUUUUUUUUUAGUUUUGGUGGGUUCUUGAAACUAUCUGGCAGUGCAAGAAUUUAAAUGUAUGAGUGAAAGUUAUAUUAAUUUCUUUUCUUAUUUCCUUUUUUAUGGUUAUUGGAUUUUUAUUUUUUUGGUUAAUCCAUCCGAUUUGAAUUGGAGACUUGGUUUAUAGUCUGAGCUGAGGUUAUUGUAUGAAUCCUUUCUGCCCCUGUUAUUCA